Molecule: messenger RNA, 1026 nt
Organism: Recurvomyces mirabilis
Lineage: Eukaryota; Fungi; Ascomycota; Dothideomycetes; Mycosphaerellales; Teratosphaeriaceae
Exons: 2
Coding region: 1-1026 (341 amino acids)
Biological process (GO): carbohydrate metabolic process
Molecular function (GO): hydrolase activity, hydrolyzing O-glycosyl compounds
Source: RefSeq, a predicted model, not a curated record
AUGCAAAGACUAGCGCAGCUGAAUGGACUGCCCGCGGGCGAAGACGACCAUGCCAUCCCGUUCAACCCUAUCGUCGACCAUCUGUUCACCGCUGAUCCCAGCGCGCACGUCUUCAAUGGGAAGCUGUACGUCUAUCCCUCGCACGACAGGGAGACCGAUAUCCAGGACAACGACAAUGGCGAUCAAUACGACAUGAACGACUACCAUGUCUUCUCUAUGGACGCUGUCGGAGGACCAGUCACGGAUCACGGUGUGGCGUUGAAGGCAGACGAUGUUCCAUGGGUUGGGAAGCAGAUGUGGGCGCCAGACGCUGCCGAGAAGGACGGCAAAUUCUACCUCUUCUUCCCAGCUCGUGAUAAGGAAGGCGUUUUUCGUGUUGGUGUCGCCGUUGCGGACAAGCCAGAGGGACCUUUCAAGCCAGAGCCGGACUAUAUCCAAGGAAGCUACAGUAUCGACCCAGCUAGUUUCGUCGACGACGAUGGCCAAGCAUACCUCUACUUUGGUGGUAUUUGGGGUGGUCAACUGCAAUGCUGGCGAUCUGGCAAAUUCGACAAGGCAGCUUAUGAGACGAUGGAAGCCACCGGCGACGAGCCUGCACUGCUUCCUCGAGUGGCAAAGCUCAGCGAGGACAUGAAGUCGUUGACCAGCGACGUUCAGGGCCUGGUUAUCAACGAUGAUGAUGGCAAGCCCAUUCAUGCCAGUAAGCACGAUCGUCGAUUUUUCGAGGCUGCCUGGGUGCACAAGUACAAGGGCAAGUACUACUUCUCGUACUCGACAGGAGACACACACUUCUUGGCCUAUGCAAUUGGUGAGAGUCCGAUGGGCCCCUUCACCUAUGCCGGCCGUAUCCUAGACCCAGUGCAGGGCUGGACGACACAUCAUUCGAUCGUUGAAUUCAAGGGUAAAUGGUACCUUUUCUACCAUGACACGAGCUUGUCUGGGAAGAAUCAUCUACGCAGUGUGAAGAUGCGUGAGCUUGUGUACGACUCGGAGGAUAAGCUGAAGUUGGCCGAGCCUCAGUCCUAG